GCCUCCUCUACUAUAAUCUUCAUCCAACGAAAGGAAGGGAAAUGUUCCUUCUCGCUCACACUUCUGCGGAGAAAGAGCAGCAUUUUCCCCCUCUACUACAGAGUGGGAGAAGUCGAACUAGAGUUGAACGAAUUUACAGGAGUUCUACUUCCACUGUAAUUCCCCACACCAGGCAAGUAUCUCAAUUGAUGAAUGUUGAGGUUGCUGACGUAAUGGAUUCCACUUGACACAGCCUAAUGCGCAGCAAACAUAAUGCAUCCACAUGCUACCAAGGUCGACUACUAAACCGCUAUUUAUGUCAGUUAUAGUUUAACUUGAGCAAAUAACCGAUUAUUUAAACCAAAAGCGUAAAAAUGUAUCUAAUUUUAACAAUCGCGUGUGCGUUCGUUACAUAUUUCCUAUUUUUUCGGAAAAACUACUUCGCAAAACUUGGAAUUCCCUACAAGACCCCUUUUCCCGUGCUAGGAAACAUGUGGAAAAUCAUAUUCCGAAGAUCAACCGGUGUGGAUGUCAUCACCGAAAUAUACAAUUGCAACUCGGAAGCUAAAUACGUCGGGAUCUUCGAGUUCUCAGUCCAUGUGAUAAUGAUCAAGGACCUGGAGCUGAUAAAAGAUAUCACGUUGAAGUACUUUCACCACUUUGUUGACCACCGUGCCUUCAUGGAUCCUGAAAGAGAAGCUUUGAUGGGCAACAACCUCUUUUCCCUUCACGGCGAACAGUGGCGGAAGGUCAGAACUCUGCUAAACCCAGCGUUUACAUCCAGCAAGAUGAAGAGAAUGUUCAUGCUGAUGUCAGAAUACGCUAAGACUUUCUCCGGUUACUUGGUAAAUCAAUCACGGAAGGGGUCCAUUGAAUUUAACUCUAAAGACAUCUUCACCCGGUACACCAAUGAUGUGAUUGCUACUUGUGCCUUUGGAGUCUCCGUGGACUCGAUGGUUAAUCCAGAAAAUGAUUUCUACGUUUUCGGGAAGAAAGGAACCAGUUUUGAUGGUAUCAAAGCGCUGAAGUUCUUCCUAUCGAGGUCCUUUCCAUGGCUAGCGAAGCUAUUUCGUGUGAAAGUCAUUGAAAGGGACGUAGAAACCUUUUUCUACGACCUCGUGAGAGAGACAAUUGCAACCAGAGACGAGAAGGGGAUCUACAGACCAGACAUGAUACAACUGAUGAUGGAAACCCGCGGAAAUGAUCCUGGAUCCAAGAAUCCGGAGCUCAGUAUCGAAAGCAUGACUUCCCAGGCCUUCAUUUUCUUCUUCGGAGGCUUCGACAGCACUUCGACGACUAUGUGCUUUGUGGCUCAUGAAAUUGCAGUGAACCCCGAGGUCCAGAAGAAGCUCCAAGAAGAGAUUGAUCAGGUUCUAAAUGAAAGCAAUGAAGAUCCUAAUUACAAGGCCAUCAACGGAAUGCAGUACCUUAAUGCGGUUAUCAGCGAAACCCUUCGGAAGUAUCCUACCCAGGUUUCUGUAGACAGGAUUUGCACCAAGAGCUUCAAACUGCCACCAGCCUUGCCGGAGUUGCAACCUCUGGUGAUGAAACCUGGGGACUCCUUGUGGAUCCCAACCUGGGCGAUUCAUCGAGAUGACCAGUACUUUCCGAAUCCUGAUAGGUUUGAUCCAGAAAGGUUCAUGGAUAAGGAUAGCUUAAACCACUCGGCCUUCAUGCCCUUUGGAAUCGGCCCUAGAAUGUGCAUCGGGAACCGCUUCGCCCUUCUUGAAAUGAAGGUCAUGUUCUUUUACGUUCUUGCAAAGUGUAGCAUCAAGAUUUCUGACAAGAUGAUCAUGCCGAUGCGACUGAGCAAAACCAGUGUGACCUUGAUGGCAGAGGGGGGAUUCUGGCUGGAGAUACACCCGAGAGUGAUUGUCUUGCAUAACAUGUUAGAAGUGUCGCUAUCAACGGUUUUAGCUGCUUUAGCUGGGCUAGUUGUUAUUUACUAUUUCUUCUCUCGCGAGAACUACUUUGACAAAUAUGGAAUUCCUCAUCCUAAACGAUUGGCAAUUUUUGGAAAUAUGGCCCCGCUCAUUUUCCAAAGAGAGACAUUCGUAGGGCACAUUUCGAAUAUCUACAACAUGUUCAAGGAGCCUAAGUACGUUGGGUUCUACGACUUCGGCAUGCCAGUGGCGAUGAUCAGAGACUUGGACUUGAUAAAGAGCAUCACAGUGAAGCACUUCGAUCACUUCAUAGACCACCGGGGAUUCACUGACCCUGAAAUCGAACCUUUGUUCGGAAACAACUUGUUUUCUCUGCGAGGUGACAGGUGGCGGGAGAUUCGAACCCUCCUGACACCUGCGUUUACGUCCAGCAAGAUGAAGGGCAUGUUCAAGCUGAUGUCAGAGUGUGCCAAUAUUUUUACUGAUGCUCUGGUGAAGCAGGUUAAAGAUAGAGCUAAUGAGUUCAGUUCUAAAGACAUCUUCACACGUUACACCAAUGACGCCAUCGCCACCUGUGCAUUUGGAAUAGCAGUGGACUCGAUGAAAAACCCCGACAACGACUUCUACGUCCUGGGUCGACAAGCCACUACCUUCGAAGGCCUCAAGUCGCUCAAGUUCUUUCUGAUUCGCUCGUUUCCGCUGAUAACGAAACUGUUCCGCAUGAAGUUGAUUGACACCAAAUGUGAGGAAUUCUUCUACAAGCUAGUUAAAGACACGAUCGCCGCCAGAGACGCUCAAGGAAUCACCCGACCGGACAUGAUCCAGCUGAUGAUGGAGACCCGCGGCAACAAACCUGGAUUCAAGACUCCAGAACUCAGCAUUGAAAACAUGACUUCGCAAGCCUUCAUCUUCUUUUUCGGUGGAUUUGAUAGCACAGCGACCACGAUGUGCUUCAUGGCCCACGAGAUAGCGUCCAACCCUGAUAUCCAAAAGAAGCUCCAGGAAGAAAUAGACCAAGUACUUGAAAAGGAGAAUGGUAACCCCAGCUACGAGUCAAUCAACAGAAUGCAUUACCUUGACGCUACCGUGAACGAAACUCUGCGUCUUCAUGCGAUUGGUGUAGUCAUGGACCGAAUCUGCACCAAAAGCUAUGAACUACCACCAACUGUACCUGGAGCCAAACCUCUGAUGCUAAAUCCUGGAGAUAAUAUUUGGAUUCCCAUUCACGCCAUCCAUAGAGACCCGCAAUACUACCCGAACCCGGAUAAAUUUGAACCGGAGCGAUUUAUGGAUGAUGAAAAAGACACCUUUAAUCAGGCUGCCUACAUGCCCUUUGGUAUUGGGCCCCGGAUGUGCAUUGGAAACCGGUUUGCUCUUCUGGAAAUCAAGGUACUGUUCUUCUACCUUCUUGCCAAGUGCAAUAUCACUCUUUCCAAAAAGAUGAUUCUGCCGAUGAGACUUAGUAAGAGGAGUUUCACCCUGAUCGCCGAUGGCGGGUUUUGGUUAGAUAUCCAACCACGGAAAUGAUCAACGUCUUUGUAUGCUUUCUAAAUAAAAUACUAUUCAUUUUAA
Molecule: messenger RNA, 3434 nt
Organism: Cotesia glomerata
Lineage: Eukaryota; Metazoa; Arthropoda; Insecta; Hymenoptera; Braconidae
Exons: 2
Coding region: 354-3389 (1011 amino acids)
Molecular function (GO): oxidoreductase activity, acting on paired donors, with incorporation or reduction of molecular oxygen; iron ion binding; monooxygenase activity
Source: RefSeq, a predicted model, not a curated record